GUUUGCCCGUGUAGAAAGUCGGUCUCUCGGCCGAGUUUGAUUCCCCUCUCACCACGAGAGUAAGACUAAAAGCGUCUCCUUUGUCCUAGUGUCAUCUCAUCGUAAAACUAACCCAUUCGCCAUAACAUCAUUGGGUUUUGCUUACAUAAUCGUUUUAUAGCCUUGUAACCCCUGCAGACCUCACUGUGUUUCCUUCCUUGAGUACUUAUGGUCUCCUCCCCAAGAGGAAAUGCACAAAGUUUGUGUCAGAAGAAACAGUGGUUGAGAAAUAAAUGCAAAGAGAUGAAACAAGUUCUGUGAUGGGACGGAGGUCAGGCUAACAUCCAGAUCCCCUCAGUCUGGGACACGGCCCUGGCCACAUCGCUGGUCUUCGUGUCAUCAGUGUUAACAGACAAGCACGUCUGAGGAGGUGGCUCCUCCCCUCCAGCAGAACUUCAUGAUCCCCAAAAAGGAGAUAAAUAUGGUUUCCGACAUGGCCAAGUGGAAGCGCUCUCAGGCAUAUGCAGAUUACAUGGGCUUCAUCCUCACUCUGAAUGAAGGUGUCAGGGGCAAGAAGCUGACCUGCGAAUACAAAGUUUCAGAGCCCAUUGAAAAGCUGGUGGCUCUUCUGAACACUCUUGACAGAUGGAUCGAUGAAACCCCACCAGUGGAUCAACCUUCUCGCUUUGGGAACAAAGCCUUCAGGACCUGGUAUGCCAAACUAGACCAGGAAGCAGAAAAGUUGGUGGCAACAGUGAUCCCCAAGCAUUUGGCUGAUGCUGCACCAGAAGUGGCUGUGUACCUGAAGGAAUCCAUGGGGAACUCCACCCGCAUUGACUAUGGCACAGGGCAUGAAGCUGCAUUUGCAGCCUUUCUUUGCUGCCUCUGCAAAAUCGGUGUGCUCAGAGUGGAUGACCAGAUGGCCAUCGUCUUCAAAGUAUUUAACAGGUACCUAGAAGUGAUGCGAAAACUUCAGAAGACCUACAGGAUGGAACCUGCUGGCAGCCAGGGCGUGUGGGGCUUGGAUGACUUCCAAUUUCUACCUUUCAUAUGGGGCAGUUCCCAGCUGAUAGACCAUCCAAAUCUGGAGCCUCGACACUUUGUUGAUGAGAAGGUGGUAAACGAAAACCAUAAGGACUUCAUGUUCCUGGAGUGUAUCCUCUUCAUUACAGAGAUGAAGACGGGCCCCUUUGCUGAGCACUCCAACCAGCUCUGGAACAUCAGCGCCGUGCCCUCUUGGUCCAAGGUCAACCAGGGCCUCAUCCGCAUGUACAAGGCAGAGUGCCUGGAGAAGUUUCCUGUGAUCCAGCACUUUAAGUUCGGCAGCCUGCUCCCCAUCCAGCCUGUGAUGUCCUAAGGAGGCCGCGGGAGGAGUCGAGGCAGCGGAGGCAUAGCACGACGCUCUUCCUCCUCCCCUCACCCCUUCCUCAUCACCUUGCCCGUUACACACAGCCCAUUCAUUCCUGCACAUCCUCAUCGGCAACUGCAGAUCCAAAGCCCUCGUCGGCCUUGCGCAGGAGACGGGACCUCGGAGCGGCUCCUCCUGCACGUCCCCAGCAUGGGGAUGUCUCGCCAGCAACCAAGCCAGGGCUGUGCUUCUCCGCUCCGUUGCGUCCACGGGCAGUGCGACUGCUGCGUACGGCGCUGGGCAUGUGAACGGGGUUUGAGCAGGGGCUGCCUUGCAGCAAAGGCCCUCUGCUUCCCUUCCUGGGAGGAGGGGGGCGUGGAGGGGGAGGAAGGCACGUGUGUAUGUGUUGGGCAGUGGUAACUGCAGUUUCCCUUUUGAAUUUCAUUGAAGUUUCCUGUUGCUGUUUGGUUUGGGAAACCACUGCAAGGAGUGAGGUGUGAGUCUGCACGUGCCUGUAGGCAGCCACCUCUGCUUGCACGGGGGGGUCUGAAACGGGUAAAGGAAGUUGUAGGGAAGGUCUGUGGGUUGCUGGAAGCCCAGGGUGCCAUCUCUCCCUUACUCUGGGUAAGGAAAGCCUCCUCCCUCCUCCCUCCAUCUCUUCUGUGAGGUUCCCUGGGUCUUCCUUUCCCACCACCGCCUCUUCUCUCGGGUGAAGCUGGGAACCUUCUGGGCUGCGGGGGUCUGAGCUGGCUCUGGAGCCGGAGAUAAGGUCCCCGGAGGGACCCGGCUCUGUGGGAACAGCUAUGCAAAGACAUCGCUCGAGUGGCGCCUGCUCAGGCUCCUUCUUAAUGGGCACAAAACCUCACAUGUUCACACACGUUCGUUGCUGGGUCCAACCUGCCCUCUGCACUCCCCGUUUCCCCCUCUGUGCUUUGCUGCCCCGGGGCUGGGCUGGCCUCAGUGGCACAAGGUGACUGUGGUUGCUACUGCUUGGCCAUAAAUUGUAGUGACAGCCCCAUAGCAAAGGGAUUUCCCCACGAAGCAGCAUGUUCCCCGGCUCUUUUAGGGAGCAAAGGCAGCAUGGGGUGGGGGGGGGGCAAGCAUGCAGCUGUACGUGCAUUUAUAUACCUGUGCUGGAAAGAAAAAGCGUAAAUAGCCCAGGACAGUGGGUUAUACCUGCAGAAAGCUCUUUCCCUUUGUCAUUCCCUGCUGGUGUUGCUGUGCUGGACUUCGGGCAGAGGGACCACACUUCCAGUGCCACCAGCGGUGGUGUCUCCAAGGCAGGUGAAUGAAUGGGGACGUGGUCCGGGUGGUACCAGCAGCAUCUCUAGGAGGGCAGAAACGGCUGGUGCUGGGUUUGAGAUGAGCUGUCGUGUCCACAGGUCUUGACCAAGGUGGUCCGCAACUUUGCAGCUGGAGCAGGGACGUUUCUUCUUGAGGUUCCCAAGCUGGGUGGGGGGGGGACAGGGCUCUGCUCUGGUGUUUGCUAGGGGUUGGGGGCAGCAAGGAUCCUUUCUCUGGCGCUCCCGCAGCCCGUGCAGGGGGCGGUGGGGCUGCCCCCAGCCAGGCUGCUCAGCUUUCACUGCUGCACCACUUUACUGUUAAGGGAAAAGGCAAAAAAUGCUCACUGGUGAAUUUAUUUUUUUUUCCGUAAUUUUCUUUUUGCCAGACCUACUGACUCCCUCUUAUAAAGGUUGUCAUGGGUGCUCAGGGGAGGGAGAGCAAGAAAAGAGUCUAAAUGAGGAGGCAGUGAAAUGCAGGUAUCGGCAGAGCUAAAGCAGAGCUUUCUAGCGGUGCUGCUGUCCUGUCUGCUCCUGGCUCGGCCCUGGGCGGGAGGGGGCAAGGAUCUUCUGACCUGCCUGAAGCAACUCUAUAAACCUGCAUUGUAAAAGAAAAUGGAAGACUGGAUUUCAGCCUUGUGUUACUCCUAAACGGGGAUGUGUGUUUUGGCUUUCCAAACGGAUCCAAUCUGGGAGCAGUGCUGGAGAUCUGUGUGCUUGCCGGGACUUGAGUCCAUCUCCUGUGGAGCAGUUUAGCAGCCGGCACCUGGAGCGGAGACCCCAGGCAGCUGCACCCAUGUCCCCUCACCUUGCUAUGUGGCUUUUGGCAAGUGCCACCUUGCUUUAACUGGCUGUGUAGCAUCUGGCCAGCAAUGACUGAGCUAAAGUCCGUGGUUUCCCAAAGCCGCCCAAGGGUUGGGAACACAUCUCUCCUGGUCAUCUUAUGGCAAUGGGGCUUCCAUGCAAAAGGAUGGAUGGAGAUGUUGGUAUCCAUGCAUGGAAGGGACACCAAGAAUGUCAACUACAGCACCAAAAAGGGGUGGGGAGACACUUCCUUCCCCUGCAGCCGCUGCUCCCUGGGGACCAUGUCCCUGAGCUUGGGACCUGCCGAGGAGGUUGGCUCAUGCAGAAUUCUCUUGCUUGCUUGCCUGAGUCUUCACAUCCUUCCUGCUAGGGACUUUUGGACUUCAAGCAGCUAACUCUUGUCUGAGUCUUAUCAGCCGGCUUGGGAUGUGCCUGCAUCAUGUGGCAGUCGGCUGCUUGCCUUCCUCUGACUCCCACCGAUGUCCAUCACCAGUUCUCGGGGCUCUGCUCCUCUCCUGGAGGGUCCACGCACGUAGCAGCACCCAGCGCUGCUCGGUGUCUGAAGCAGCACUCCCCCACCUCCUCCCACCUUGUGGUUUUAAUUAAAGUCUCUGUGUUUUGCACUGGUGACUGUGUUGGUCUCUCUUGGACUGGGGUUUGCUGCCACUUUGGGAGCAGAGCCAGCGAAGCCCAUGGCUGGAGCCUCCGGCGCAGGGAAGAGGCUUUGCCGUGUCGGUGGUUGAUCUCUUGCACCAAAAUUGACUCGUUAUUUAACUGCAUGAAGCAAGUGUAUCCAGUCUGUCUUUGUAUCCUUCCUAGGUGUCUUUCUGUCAUGUAGUAUGUUUUAUUUAUUUAUUUAACUUCUUCGCUACGUCCAACCCCUCUCCCAGCUUGGAUUUGGCGGGUAGGUGAUGUGCAAAGCCUGUUCCCAGGCCAGCAAAUACCUCUUGAAGAUCAGAGACUUUCGCAACCAAAGGGCGUUUGAGCCUUGUUUCUGAGGCAGGGUGAGAACUGGAACCUUUUUCUUCUGAUGUUUUUCCUGUCCUGCUGUAGGGGCUGACUCAGGACUUCCAGCAUCAGUUUAGCUCAGCAGCUUUGUUGGAUUUAUGUAGGAAAUUAUACCUGGGACCUUCUCAGGAGCGGUUGGAGCUAGCAUAGAUGUGCUUAGCAAAUGCUAGUUUUCUUGUCACUGGGUUAUAUCUUCUCCGUCAACACAGGCCAACUGUGCGAGUGCAUGUUGCUAAAAGUGGCGGCAGCGUGGAGGGAUGGAUGGUGAGCAGAAAUGUCAGCUUGGAUCACAGAUGUUUUCUUUGAAGGCACUUGAAUUCGUCUUGAAUGUGUCCCUUGGCGAACAUGACGCACAGUGAAGGGGAAGCAGAAGUAGUGUGGGUUUCUCACCAUCUUCCCGCUCAGCCCACUGACCAAGCCAGGUUUUUUAAAUUCAUUUUUCAGAACUGGAUCCUUCGGGGUUGCAAUACGUAGGCCGGUAUGUGUUUCUGUUUAACAGCUGUUCCCUUUACACGGGGCGUGUUUUGCAAAUCGUCAUCAACCUUCCCCCGUCUCUUUCUUCGCAGCCCUCCUUUAUAAAUGAUCGUUCACGGCAGCUAGUAAUAAAUGAAGUAAGAGUUAGGAGAAGCAGCCUCGUGUGGCGAUAGUAGUAAAAGAAUAAAAUAGAACUGUUUCAUGCCAUUGUUGCUGUAUUAACUUGUUCUGGUGUGCGGCUCAGUUCCAUUACGUAGUGCUGGGUUCCUGCUAUUAAAUAAACAAAAAAGUCCCCGCUGUUUGUUGAGCAGCAAAAUCUGAGCUGGCAGUUCCCAGGAUGAAGCCGUGUUUCGUACCCCGAGGAACUGGUGUGGAACCUGGACGCCGUGCUGUGUCCCUGCAACUGCGUUGACUUCCUGAGAGAGGGAAGGAGGCAGAAAUGGGUGUGAGAAGGUGGAAUUGGUGGUUAACAAUAACUGCUAACGUAACCUGAACUCUCCCUCUGCCAACGUGCCGGUGGGAACCUUCUACGGUUGAGAAGCUCACGGGGAUCUCGUUGCUGCUUCAACAAGGACUUUCCUGCUCAGAUGUAGAAUUUAACACGGCUUUUGGAGGUCAUUUCAUGCUCUAAUAGCCAAGAGGAGAGAUCUUCAUCCUUUAACAUUGCUUCCCCUUCAGUGGAUGAGCACUCUUCCCAUUGACAUCGGAACAAACUCCUUGAGCGUCCUUGGGACAGAUAAAUCUUUCCCUGGACCGAUCUUGUAAAAAUCGUGCCAAACUUCAAACUAGGAUGAGCCAAAUUGAAAAAGGGCUGCCUCCACGUCAGAUUUAGCAAGGGCUGAACCGUGACGGGCAUCUUCAGCUUGGAGGUAUGCUCGUUCUGAAGAGCACAAGGCUGUGAACAGGCUUCGGAGGUUAGAAAAGGCUUUUGAGGGGGUGGAGUGGGUGCUUCUGCUUGCUAUAAAAAGCCUGGGCUUGGGAAUGUCUACAUCGGCCGGCUCUACGCAGGGCGUAAAUACAGUUGUCGCUAAAAUUGGAACGAAUCACUCCCUAUGUUCCCAGUUGCAACUGUAACACUGAUAAUAAAUAACAUCGAAAUCCCUAAUCA
Grus americana (Whooping crane) is the source of this 6001-nucleotide messenger RNA. It is a transcript of the gene PTPA, whose product is annotated as protein phosphatase 2 phosphatase activator. The record is from RefSeq and is a predicted model, not a curated record. The transcript has 10 exons. Gene Ontology annotation, cellular component: cytoplasm; nucleus; protein phosphatase type 2A complex. Gene Ontology annotation, molecular function: peptidyl-prolyl cis-trans isomerase activity; protein tyrosine phosphatase activator activity. NCBI's taxonomy places the organism in Eukaryota, Metazoa, Chordata, Aves, Gruiformes, Gruidae. The coding region runs from base 437 to 1336 and encodes 299 amino acids. Gene Ontology annotation, biological process: mitotic spindle organization.